GAUCUGCUGUCGCGCAAGAAACGCUACAGGGAAGCAGGAGGAGGCGUUCCUCCAUCUCCAUCUUCAUCGGUGUCCUGGUGGAGCCCCUGCGCCAGCCUCCUGCCCAAAAUCCUGCGCAAAUCCUCCACAAGCUCUCUUCUCCAUAAGCCCGGCGACACUCUUUUCAUACGUCGUUUCUCUGCGAGGACAUUUCGCCUUUUCGUUUCUCGCCCCUGCCGUUUUGUACAAUAAUCGGCCCCCCUUGACGCUGCUGCUUCCUGGUGAUCCAGCUUCGAAACGUCGUUCCCAGCAGUGUCCAGUGUACAGGUACAUUGAGCCCUUGCGAAGCAUCUUCUACAACGAGUUAUGAAUGUUUCAUAGCGCUACAGAUCACGGCGACUUUUUCUGCAUCGUUGUCGCACACAUCCAAGACGGGGGACAUGCUCUCUUGCUCCUAGCGUCCAGCGCCCAAGACUCUCGCUUGUCCAAACAUAAAUAGACGAGCUGCGUCGCGAUCAGGUUCAAAAUGGUCGACACAUUGCACCCACCUCCUUCGGUCAUCGCUUCUUGGCCCAAACCGAACUAUGUCAAUCCCGACACCAGAGGGCCGGGCCUGGUGUACAUGUGUAUCAUAUUCGCCGCCAUUGGCAUCAUCACAUGCACGGCCCGAGUGUACUCGCGACUGUUCAUCACCAAGGCGCCGGGCUUGGACGAUCUCCUGGUGGUCGUCGCCCUGGGGUUUCUGACGGCCUUGACUGUGCUGGUCAUCAUCGGCAAUAAAGACUACUACAACGGCCGGCACGUGUGGGACAUCCCGCCCGACAGCUUCGUCGGCGGGCGUGCCAACAUCUGGGCCAGCCUGUGGUGUUAUGUGAUCGGGAUCACCUUGAUCAAGAUCUCGGUGCUGUUGUUCUACCGCCGCCUGAGCGUCAAGUUCAGCCGGGCCUUCCUGAUCGCGACCUGGGUCGGCAUCAUUUACAACAUCUUGUACUUUCUCUCCUUCGGCCUGACGCUGCUGCUGCUCUGCAACCCCCUCCACGCGUAUUGGGACAGCUUCAACCCGGUCUGGGCCGCGACGCACCACUUCCACUGCGGCUCCGAGAGUGCGGCGCUCCCCGCGUCCUCGGCGUUCAGUGUGGCUGGGGACUUCUACAGCACCCUGCUGCCACUGAUCUUGGUGUACUAUCUCGAACUGCCUCGUCGCCAGAAGAUCGCGUUGUACGCCCUAUUUGCGCUGGGGUUCAUGGCAGUCGCCGCCGGGCUGGUCCGGACGGUCCUGAUGUACAACCUGUUGAACGUCGACUACGACUUCACGUGGGAACUGUGGCUGACCUGGAUCUGGGCGGUCCUGGAGCUGUACCUGGCGCUCUUCGCAGCCAGCGCCCCGAGCUUGAAGCCGUUCUUCCGACACUUCUUUGUGGAGUCGAUCAACAGCUUCGCGCGGGGCUCUAGAAGACGCGCGGAAUACGGCAACAACAAUAGCAGCCAACGGGCCGGGGCAGAGCCAAUGUCGGGAAAGGGCUCAGGAGGAGGGACAGGCACAUUCGCCACGGGGGGAACCAAGGGCGACGUCAGCGUAGACCUCUCAGCCGACAUCGAAAGGGGCCGAGGAGGCCACUGGGAAGAACCCGCCGACGAAAGGAUGGAGUCCCGGCAGAGCUGGUUCCUGGCGGACAACGACGAGACCGGGACGAAGCAUUUCGAGCUGCGCGCCAGCCAGGACGGGAAGAAGAUGAUCCCCAUGCGCGUGUACAAGCGCGGGGACUACCACGACUACAACUACAACAACCACUACACCGUCCCCGAGGGGACUCCUUCAGACCCCUUCGCCGACGUCGAGGACCGCGUCCACCGCUCGAACUCGGCGGCGACGGCGCUGCCGCAGCGGCCAGACUGGCCAUUGGCCCUGCCCACAAUGGGGACCGAACCGCACCAUGAACCGCGCGAGUUCCUGGCCAAUCCCCGGCUUUCUACGUACAAAGAAAAGAUAUAAAACAUAAAACAUAGUCAAUAGAAACUCGUCAAACCAGA
Molecule: messenger RNA, 2010 nt
Organism: Cladophialophora immunda
Lineage: Eukaryota; Fungi; Ascomycota; Eurotiomycetes; Chaetothyriales; Herpotrichiellaceae
Exons: 2
Coding region: 506-1972 (488 amino acids)
Source: RefSeq, a predicted model, not a curated record